Molecule: messenger RNA, 6694 nt
Organism: Pelobates cultripes (western spadefoot toad)
Lineage: Eukaryota; Metazoa; Chordata; Amphibia; Anura; Pelobatidae
Source: the annotation of a GenBank genome assembly
CAGCUGUAUUGUUUGAGUGCUGAAGAAGUUUGUAGAUGCAGGUAAGAAACAAUUUUUCGGAACCUAAUUUGUUUGUCAUACAGAAAACUUUGACUUUUUUUUUUUCUUCCUGUAUUCCUCUUCAAUGUUAAGUAUAAAUAUUUUUUUUUUAAUAGAGUAGAUAUAUUUAGAUAACUUUUUAGGAAGUGAUGGUCUGCUCUAUAACCUGUGAGUGGUUAUGGGGAAUAUAAUAAAAACACGGAUUUGUUUAAAUACCAUUGGCACAUUAAGGCGUGUUUUUCUAAACACAUCACCUCUUCGUGUCUGUGAUAUGAAUGUAAUAUGCAGCAGGGAGAAAAUUUAAUUUAAUGCAGUUUUUUUUAGAAUCUUUCUGCAAUAAUGAACUUAUUUCCUUCAAGCUGCACAUGUAUUUGACAUACUGUAGAGGGCAGCACUUUUAAUUCACCACCACAAAUCACUGAUCAUCAUGCAAGGCUGUAUGAAGUGGUUCUUAAAGGCACACUCUGAGGGGUACCAUAAAACCACAAUUGAAAUUAAGUUGUUAUAGUGCCAGGAGGUCCCUGGUAUUGGCUUACUUUUAGUGGUUAAACCAUUCACGCCUUGUAUCCAGUGUUUUUUUUUUUUUUUUAGCUUUGCCUCUUGUCCUUCUGCUGCUCUUCGAUUCUUAAAAAUUGAAGCCUCAUACAAUGACACCGAUCAGCUGAUGCUUUAAGUCAGUCAGUAGCCCUCCAUUCACAAAACAGAUUGAGAAACAUACCUCAUUUUCUCCAGUCAUUUUUGCAGUUGUAUUCAUAACAUUAUAGUGCCCUCUGGUCCCAUUGCACAUAAAGGAUUAAAAACCCUUUAGUUACCCGAUUCCAGCACCGGUGUCCCUUGGUGCUGGGUUGGCACUCUGUCUCCUCCGAUGUCAUCCGGGGGGGACGUAAUGCGCAUAUGGGGCGAGCGAUGCAAUCACAUUAAGCCUUGAUCAUAGGAAAGCAUUGAAUCAAUGCUUUCCUAUUGGAUUAUCACUGACGCUGGGUGUCCUCAUGCAAAGCAUGAGGAUGUCCAGAGUGUUGUUUAAGGGAAUCUAUAAUGCCUAGAAAACAGUGGUUUUCCUGGCACUAUGUCUCCCUUAAUCAAAGCCUACCAUGGUGCAGAAAGAGCCAAAAACCCUUCUGGGGGGCAGGUGGCUAAGUUGUGUUUUUAACACUAUAGGGUCAGGUUUGUGUUCAUGAAAUUUAUAGUGUUCCUUUUAAAAGCAUAAUUUUUUUUGUAAAUUUGUUAAAAAGAAUUACAGUGCAAAAGGGUUGGAGUAACCCUUUAAAUCACAUUUUAAUAAAACAAUGUGUAUGUAAAAUGCUAGUAUAAGAAACUCAUUAUUUAUACAACACUUCAGCCUUAAGCUUGAGAAGGUUUCAGGACUUAAUCACUAACCAGUGUAUUGUGGUAAAUGAAAUGGUAAAGCAAAUUGUUAAAUUUUAGCUAAAAAAAACAUGUUGGACACAAUGUUGCAAUUAGUUUUUCAAUUCACUGUUUAGGGAUUCAUUCACUAAAUGGAUAUAUGGCUAAUAGUAUGUAUAUCACGUAUGUGUAUAUAUGGCUAAUAAUAUGUAUGUAUGUAUAUAUAGCUAAUAAUAUCUACAUAUAUGUAUAUAUGGCUGAUUUAACUCUGUGCCUGCAAGUGUUAGAAAUUAAAUCACAAUAGUGAUUUUUAUUGGCGUUUUUAGUCGUUCAAGCCAAUUAUCAUGCAUUUAUGUCAUCAUUGCUUUGCUGCAACCCCUUGCUUUUUUAUUGAAAUAGUAAAUUAAUUACUGUGUUGCAUGUAGUAGUUGCCCUGCUUUACAUUCUUCAUGUUUCAGACAUGGCUGGAAGGGGAAGGGGGAGAGGUGCAUCUUUUACAUUUGAUCUUCAAGCAAUUGGCUUCUCAAGAGGAGAAUCUCUGCCAGAGAGUCAGCUAAAGCCUAUAGCUACAUUUCCAGUAAGCAAAUUAAUUUUUUUUGUCUUUGGAAACACACAAAUAUUUGUUCGCAUAAAAGAAAUGGUGUGUGUGUGUGUGUAUAUGUAUAUAUAUCAAUUCAUUUUUCAUAUAUAUAAAUUAUACAUUUUUUUUCACAUUUUUUAUGUUGGAGCCUUAUGCUACAUUUGUUUAAACUAUUGUUUUUUUUUUUCCAUAAAUCUACACUCCAUAUUCUAUAAGGUCACCGCAAAAGACAGAUUUAUUUUUUUGAACUUUGCAAAUGUAUCAAGAAGAAAAAAAUGAAAUAUCACAUUGACUUAAGUAUUCAGACCCUUACUUCAGUACUUAGUUGAAACCUCAAGUCUUUUUGGGUAUGAUGCAACAAGCUUUGCACGCCUACAGGGGAUAGUGGAUACAGACUGUUGGUAAUGUGACCACAACAAAGUGCUACAGUGCUUAUUAUGAUUGGAAACAUAAUAUGGAGACCGUGAAAGCACACACAGACAGUAGUCGAAUGGGAUAGCUUUAAAGGACCACUAUAGUGCCAGGAAAACAUACUAGUUUUCCUGGCACUAUAGUGCCCUGAGGGUGCCCCCACCCUCAGAGACCCCCUCCCGCCCGGCUCCGGGGAGAGGAAAGGGUUUAAACUUACCUUUUUCCAGCGCUGGGCGGGGAGCUCUCCGUCUCGGAUCCUCCUCCUCUCCUCCCCUUCGGCUGAAUGCGCACGCGCGGCAGGAGCUGCGCGCGCAUUCAGUUGGUCUCAUAGGAAAGCAUUUACAAUGCUUUCCUAUGGACGCUUGCGUCUUCUCACUGUGAUUUUCACAGUAAGAAUCACGCAAGUGCCUCUAGCGGCUGUCAAUGAGACAGCCGCUAGAGGAAUUGGAGGCUGGAUUAACCCAUUUAUAAACAUAGCAGUUUCUCUGAAACUGGUAAGUUUAUAAAAAAAUGGGUUAACCCCAGCUGGACCUGGCACCCAGACCACUUCAUUAAGUUGAAGUGGUCUGGGUGCCUAGAGUGGUCCUUUAGCCAUGGCAAUAUUAUUAUAAAUCUAAGAUUAAAGAACACUCCAAGUACCAUAAACACUACAGGGUGUUGUAGUGGUUAUGGUGCACUCGAGCCCUAACUACUACACUACAGCACUGGUCCCUGCCUUUCUGCAGCCACUAUUGAUGCACUACAGCAUGAUGUAGUGGUUAUGGUGCUUGCAGUGUCCCUUUAAAAUUUUCCAGUAGGGUGAUGGACACUGUUAAAUCUGAUCCAGAACUUUGGUAAUAAUGGAAAAUCUAAAUGUUAAAUUAACCUUCUGGAUGACGAGUCUAUGUAAUCUUAUUUUUAGACUGUAGAGUUCAGACCUUUGCCGCUUCACAGUGGGGAUGAUAUGAAUUAUAUGCUGGCAUUAAAGCAAGAAAUGCGAGAAAACAUGAAAAGACGGCCACACUACAUUGGUGAAGGCAUUGAGAAGCCAAGUAUGUACUUUAAAAACUUUCAAUAUCAUUAAAAGUCUAUUCACCAUCAAAUUGCAUGUUAAAUAAAUCUUUAUACUUUGCAAAAGCAUUUCAAUAAUAUAAAAUAUUAGCAUUUAUCAAUCAAAAAAAGGAUUUUGUAGACUAAGGAGACUACUAAAUCCUAAUGGUAAAUCAAAAUAACAAAAAGAUGUCCUGGCACACACACAUCCGAUUUUGCGGACUUUCUAGAAGUGAAAUAGGCAUAGGAAUUUGGCCUUUCUCAAGCCAUAAUAAAUCACAUCAGCAAGUGGUGUAUAUAUGUAAACCCUAACAAAAACAUCUAAUUAAUAAUCAAUGACAGCAUCAUUAAAAUGAAUAGUAGGAUAAUUAGUAGCACUUACAUAAAAAGAAGACAAAAUAAACUGCAGUCUGUGUGUGGGAGACCCCGGAGACCGGAUUCGAGAAAAUAAAAAAUGGCGUAAACAUUAUACUUCAUAAAAAAUGCAAAUCAAAGAAAAAAGAAGACCUCUCAUCCUACGGAAGAUAUCUCUCUUUUUUGUUUUUUUCCUUUGAUUUUUUUAUUUUUUAUUUUUUUUAAUGAAGUAUAAUGCGUACUUCCACAUUUAUGGCUCUGAGCCUGAUAAUCAGACCGCUGAGAAUGCAGAUGGCUGCCCUCCUACAACCGUUGCCCACAAAGGCAGCAAGCAUAUGGGAACGUUUCCCCACUACAUGGUCUUCACAACCUGUGGAGCUGUAGGACAUGAUAUAGGAGAAGACUUUGGCCUAACUAUACUUACUUUUUACUGACCUCAAGGCAACAGAACUGGCCUUAGCCUCUCUUACAGACAAAUUUCAAUGUCUGCUUAACCCCUUAAGGACACAUGACAUGUGUGACAUGCCAUGAUUCCCUUUUAUUCCAGAAGUUUGGUCCUUAAGGGGUUAAACUUUUCUAGAAAUCAAUGGGUACAAGCUUGUGUGCAGCUGUCAUCCCAAACCAUACUCUCCCCUCUCUGUGGUGGAUAUAAUGUGUAUGGAGAAAGCGAUAUUUUAGUCUUUGGGAAGUUCUACUAAUAGCGUCCCAACUAGGGAAAUGCUAACUGGAUCAGUCAAGACAUGGACAGCUAUGGCUAAACUUUGGGACAUUAUCUGAUGAUGUGUUUUUUUUUUUUCUUUUUUUGAAACUCAAUUUUUGCUAAGACCUAUGCCAUUGUUUACUAUCUAUGCAGAUAGUGUGCCACUGCCGCCAUUGUCUUUUGUUUCAGCUGCCAAUAGGUUCUAUUAAACUUUCUUUGUUUUUUAUUCUAAAUGAGUAGUUCAAGUUGACUGUAAAAGUUAUGGUUACUCAUCUUUAAUAGAGAUGGUCCUUCUGGCUGUGAGCUGAAGAUCUGUGUACAACGGAUUAUUCUUUGUGAAAAACAAGGUUUUCCGAGUGAAAGCAGAACUGGUUGAGACAUUCAAUAGGAAUAGAGUCAAAUAUGACUACCUAUGCAUCAAUGAUGGCUAGCUGAUAAAAUAAUGAUAUACGGUAAUUACAAAUAAAUGCAGUGCGGUUAGAAGGAAGUAAAAUAAUUCAAAUAUAGGCAUUGUUUUUAAUUAACAAUAAAGUAUAAGAUGAAGAAAAUACUAUGGAACUCAAGUCGACAUAUUCAUAAAUCCUGUAGUUUACUAGAAGGUGUUUUAAAAGGGAAUAACAUCCACUAACGCAUUCAGACUUUGGUUGCUCAGGGAAGUUAUCGGUAAAAACAUCAUUUCAGCUUUUACAUGGUGUAAUUUUCAUUGCACUGUUAUUAUUGCCAGAGACCCACAUUUCUGCAACAAACUCGUGUUGCAUUCUAUAUGACAGGUCAUACAUAAAGGUCCGAUGAGCACUUUGUGACAAUGUAUAUCUUUUAUUUGUUCAAAUAUAAAUUUUUAUCUUGCUCUAGGUGUAGAAAAAUAUCGUACAAAGUACCAUAUCGAAGCAGAAGAAAAAUUAAGUAAGGAAUGGACCCCAGGUAAUUACUUGCGUGCGUGUUUCUUAACAAACUAAUUUUGCAUUUUCUCGUGUUUAAAAUAAAUAUUUCAUAUUUUUACAGAUUGGCGAGUACUUCCGAGAGAAAUGAAGGCUGUGAAAAUGAAAAUAAAGAAACGUAACUAAACUUUGCAUUACAAAUCUACAUUACAGUGCAGAACACUAUUUUAUAUAAAGCAGUGAUACAUGAACUAGUAUGAGCUAAAAUAAAUAAAAAUAAAAAAUACAUAACCCAGAAACCACACAAAACAUGUGGUUGACAAGGAGUUGAGCCAAAAUUUGGCUGAGGCAGCCAUGUAACUGCUCGGUCAUAAAUUUCAGACUGCCUCUUAUAGUAACAUUGGUCAGAGCUUCUUUAAAAUGGCAAGUCUUGUGGGGUAUGCAGUGGAUAGUACCUACCAAACAUAUGCAGUGGUUAGUACCUACCAAAGGUGGUUCAAGAAAGGACAACUGAUGAACAGGUGUCAGGGUCAUGGACACCCUAGACUCAUUGAUACAUGAUGGAAGUGAAGGCUAGCUUGUUUGGUCCGAUCACACAGAAGAGACCCUGUAGCUUAAAUCUCUGAAAAACUUAAAGCUGGCCUUGACAGAAAUGUGUCCAAACACACCAUGCAUCACAAUUUCUGCAUAUGGGCCUGCAUAGCUGCAGACCGGUCAGAUUGCCCAUGAUGACCCCUGUCCGCCACUGAAGUUCCUUCAAUGGGGAUGUGAGAGUCACACCUGGACGAUGCAGCAAUGGAAGGUUUCCUGGUCUAAUGAAUCACUUUUUCUUUUAGGUCAGGUGGAUGGCCGGGUGCAUGUUUGUUGUUUACCAGGCAAAGAGAUGCCAGCAGAUUCAGUGUUGUGCUUUGGGCAAUGUUCUGUUGGGAAUCCUUGGGUCCUGUCAUUCAUGUAGAUGUUACUUUGACAUGUACCUCCCAGCUAGAGAUUGUUGCAGACAACUUACACCCCUUUAUGGCAGUGGUGUUCCCUGAUGGCAGUGGCCACUUUCAGCAGAAUAAUGCACUUUGCUACACUGCAAAACUUGUUCAGGAAUCGUUUGAGGAACAUGACAAAGCAUUCAAGGUGUUGCCUUGAUCUCCAAAUUUCACACAUUUCAAUCCAAUUGAGCAUGUGUGAGGAGUGCUGGAACAUCAAAUCUGAUCAAUGAAGGCCACACAUCACAAACUUGCAGGACUUAAAUGAUAUGCUGAUAAUGUCUUGGUGGCAGAUACCACAGGACAUGUUCAGAGGUCUUGUGGAAUUCAUGCCUCGAAGCAUCAGAGCUAUUUGGCAGCACGACGGGGACCUACACAAUAU